GCUGUCGUCAUCGCGCUAACGUGCUGAGCGUGAGGAGGGACGGCGCGCGCUGGGAGCAUGGCGUCUCGGACAGGGAGACCGGAGCACCGCGCACCGCCUGAUGUGUUUUACAAUGAGCAAGAAGCAAGAAAAUAUACCCAGAACUCUCGUAUGAUUGGAAUCCAGACACAGAUGUCAGAAAGAGCCGUUGAGCUACUAAAUUUACCUGAAAACCAACCUUGUUUUUUGUUGGAUGUUGGGUGUGGUUCAGGAUUGAGUGGAGACUAUCUCACAGAAGAGGGACAUUACUGGGUUGGUUUAGAUAUCAGCAUUGCCAUGCUUGAUAUCGCAUUGGAGAGAGAGGUGGAGGGUGAUCUCAUUUUGGGGGACAUGGGUCAAGGAGUCCCAUUCCGGCCUGGUACUUUUGAUGGCUGCAUCAGUAUUUCUGCCCUCCAGUGGCUGUGCAAUGCAGAUAAGAAAAGUCACAGUCCUCCUAAGAGGUUGUACAAGUUUUUCAGCUCCUUAUAUGCCAGCCUGGCUCGAGGAGGUAGAGCUGUGUUUCAGAUGUACCCUGAGAACUCAGAGCAGCUGGAGUUAAUCACAGCGCAGGCAAUGAAGGCUGGUUUCACAGGAGGGAUGGUGGUGGACUAUCCCAACAGCACCAAAGCAAAGAAAUUCUUCUUGUGUUUGUUUGCUGGAGUCUCAGAUAGUUUACCAAAGGGCCUUGGAACAGAAGAGGUGAAGCAACAAACAGAGGUGCAGUUCACGAAUGCUAGGAUGAGACAUAGAAAUAUGAAGGGAAAAUCAGCGAAGAAAAGUAGGGACUGGAUUUUGGAAAAGAAAGAACGGCGAAGGCGUCAGGGGAGAACUGUUCGAGAUGACACAAAAUACACUGGAAGGAAGAGGAAGAAUCAUUUUUAGGAUGGAUAUUGCUGAAGUGGUCACUGCUUCAAUUAUACAGCUUGGGAUGGCUUGUUCCUUGGUUUUAUCUGUGUGCCUUUUUAUAGAUCUCAGAUUAUUGUGUUUAAGGGUUCAAAACGCAACCCUGAACAAUGAUGAUUAGCAAACUCCAGAUGGACUUGAGCUGUAUGGGUGCCGUGACGACUUACAAAGCUUUUUGGUUUUGAAUGUGCAUAAAGUGUGCAUUGUUUCAAUACUCAAAUGUUAGUGCAGGAUGCUUCCCACUUCCUGUUCCAACCUGGCUCCUUUCACUUCAACACAUUCUGAGGUUUAAAUUCAUGAACAUCUUUCCAGCUUUAGGUUGUAGGAGAGAGAAAGACAAUUGCUUUUUCCUCCACUUGAAGAUGCUUUCCCUAAUGACUUUAAUAGGCAGGGCUGAUCAGCCUCACCUGAAGGAUGUCCACUUUAUGAUCAGUAGGUUAUGAAAAUAGAACUGCAAUUCGGAGAAGCUGUUUAUGCAGCGUCCUAACUGUCAUCCAGUUUGCCUGACAAGCUUAUGAAGAGAUGAGGAACAGAGAAGGAAUUUCCCCACGAAAAUUCAUUUGUAUGUAUUGUGAUAAAGCAGAGAUGUUACUGUAGAUAAUUACUAAAAUAGUUUUUUNCAGUGAAUAAUGGCAUAUAAACUGACAUUAAAAAAUUUAAAAAGCAAAGCAGAAAUUUUUUUUCAGACGUUUACCAAUGUUUUGUAAGUUGGAUAUUGAACCAGAAAUAAAACUAGUUUCAGGAUUCAUUAUUUCAAUUCAACAUUGUAACUUCCAUUCAACAACCAUCAAGAGUUUGUCAGGAUUCCUUGCACAGUUCUCUCAAGUGUUUUGCUCAGUAAGGAGAAUCAAGACUUUGUUAGAAAUUAAUGUGCAGCUAAAUGUAAAAGAAUUUACAGAACUUUUAAAACUACAGACUCCUUUCAAUCAGUAUGGAUUAAUAUAAUUGACACUGAUUGGAAUUGGUGGGCAGAUGUAAAAUAAAGCCCAGGGUUUUGUAAAUCUUUAUAUUUCUGUGAAUAUUUGUCCUCUCUGGGAUUUGCACCUAAUUGGUGUUAGCCUCAGACUGCACUGGACCUUUGUGGAUCUCUUGUGUAUAAAGUUUAAAGAAUGUAUUCUAUUCUCCCACUGUUCAGUAAUAUUUCAUUAUUUACUUGUUAUUUGCAGGGUAUUAGCUUAUAUCUAGAUUCAGCUGAUCUGAGUUGUUCCUCUCAACCUAUGUUACAAUUUUACAUUAUUAAAGAGAAAACUAAAUCAUGGAAAAA
Callorhinchus milii (elephant shark) is the source of this 2185-nucleotide messenger RNA. RefSeq names its product BUD23 rRNA methyltransferase and ribosome maturation factor (gene bud23). The record is from RefSeq and is a predicted model, not a curated record. Lineage: Eukaryota; Metazoa; Chordata; Chondrichthyes; Chimaeriformes; Callorhinchidae. Gene Ontology annotation, cellular component: nucleolus. Bases 58 to 900 code for a protein of 280 amino acids. Gene Ontology annotation, biological process: rRNA (guanine-N7)-methylation. Gene Ontology annotation, molecular function: rRNA (guanine) methyltransferase activity. The transcript has 12 exons.